Messenger RNA from Chara braunii, 2780 nucleotides. Lineage: Eukaryota; Viridiplantae; Streptophyta; Charophyceae; Charales; Characeae. The record is from the annotation of a GenBank genome assembly.
GCCUUCAAGAAUUUGACCAUUUCAAGUUGCAUGCUCUCCUUAUGACUCGUACACUGUUAGAAGACUUCAACAGUACAGGUGCUCGUUCGUCUGCCAAAUGGACAGCGAUUGGAGCGGCGUUUCCAUAGCACGGCAACAGUUCAGGCCCUUUAUGAUUAUGUAGACUCUGUUGGAUGUCUGAAGACUGAAAACUACAAUCUAGUGACCAGCUAUCCGCGCGUGACUUAUGGGGCGUCACUUCGAAAUAAGACACUGCUGGAGGCAGGACUACAUCCUCAAGCGGGCCUCUUUGUACAAGAGGAGAGUUAGGUCUGUAAGUGCUUGCGGAAAUGACCAUGUGAUUAGUAGAAGUGACAUUUGAGGGAUGUGGGCGAGGAGAGUGGCCAAGGAAAAGCUCAGUGAUGGUAACGACUUUCUGGUGGGUUCUCUGCUCACCCAAGCUGGGGGCUUGAUUUUGUAAGUAGAAGUAAUCUGGAGGGCGCAUCAGUGGAGGGAGGUUCUUAUAUGUGCCUUGGCAAUUGGAUCGGGUCUUCCCCCAAAAGGUAUGGAUAUCAGUGCAAGCACAUUGACGCAAUCCCAAUAACACGCAUGGACAUGUUUGGCCGUGAUAAGGCUCUCUGGUUUGCAUGUAGUACCUUGUGCGAACAACCACGCAUGAAGUUCCCCAUCGGUAUAAUGAGCAAACACUCGAUGACCUAUCAUAAUCUAGUGGUAGCUGGGCAGAUUGUAAGGAAGGACACGACAUGGAAAAGAAGAACAUGAGAAGUCAGAUUCUCACUGUAAGUGACCAGCAGGCUGUUGUGUAAGGGCCUGGCGCAGGCAUAGGAUUUGCUGGGUUACAUGAGCCUCAUCUUGUUUCUCACAUUGCCGAAACUAUGCGUGUCUGCAUUGAUGGACAAGGCAGUGGUGCCGACGGUUGUGUCUUUGCAGUAAGGAAAAUGAUGUGGCCAGGAUGCCAUCCCUGUUUUUUGUCUUGUACAGCAAUGGCCUUUGCAUCUUUGUGAAGGACGUGUUUGUCCUGUUGCGAUGGAGAGAUGAGCAGAGUGGUCUGCAAAUGAAACUGGAAGGACAGCAGGCACAUUGUGGCAAGGGUUGUCAUGUUGGAUUACGUGGAUGGCUCUUUGUAAAGCUUCAGUUCCUAUGGCACAUGGCUGUCGUAUUAAGUGGAACAUUUGGUGUUGCUGCUAUCAGAGUUCAGAGUAAAAAUUAAGCUCCCCUGUCCUGCUGAUAAGACACACACUUUUGUGUGUGUGCGUGUGUGUGUGUGUGUGUGUGUGUGUGAGAGAGAGAGAGAGAGAGGUGAUGUGCAAUAUCGAUCACAGGUGGCUUAUGCAUGUCAGUAGCGGGGGUAAGUUCCCUGCCUUUGGGGUGCUACGGCAUCAAGUGGGUCCCUUGUCGUGUCCCAUAGAUGUGUUCUUGUUCCUCCUAGUAGGAGUAUCUGGCUGAUUCUCAUCUUCUAUUGAAGCAGUCUGACUAUGGUCUACUGCCUUGUAAUUUCUGGUAUAUGGCUGAUGGUUCAGCAACAGGACAUGUCCUGUGCUUCCAGACUUGAUUUCAGUGCAGUGGGGUGGUUCCACGAGUAGCUGCUAGUAUGGUUUUACCACCCAGGUUAGCGGGUGUGUGAUACCAUGAAGGAAGGGUGGCAUGCUUCCCAGGAAUCUGCAUGGCAGCCUUGCUGUGUGUGCAAUUAAACUAGGAUUGGUAAGCCUGGAGUUGUAGUUCUUUAUUGAUGACUGCAUAGAAGAGAAUUCAAGUUCUCUUUUGGAAGGAAGUGCUGUUGUUCAUGGGAUGUGGAUGGCAAUGCGCCUGUCAACUCCUGCAGGCAUCAGCAAUGGUGUUGGUGGAGGAGAGGCGUUUCUGACAUGUUGAUCUGACUCUCGAUGCAGCAAUCCUGGUCUGCUUUUUGUAUGUAAUUGGGAUCCCCACGUGCAUUUAUGUAUGUGUAUGCUUCUGUGCGUUCUCGUGUGUGUGUGUGUGUGUGUGUGUGUGUGUGUGUGUGUGUGUGUGUGUGAGAGAGAGAGAGAGAGGGAUGCUUUCUUCAAGUGACUGGGGGCAGCUGUGUAAGUGCUUGCUGUCAUCAGGGAAUACGUGGAAGGGGGCACUCCCAUGUUAAUGCGAUAUGCGGCCAUUGCGUAUGGGUUCACCUGCUAUUGGGGAGAUUGUGUCGUCUUUGCAAUGCCUCACACAUGCAAAGCUAUAUGUUCUGUAGUUCCCAUUUUUCACACGUGUGAGUAGGCCAACUUUUCCUUGGUGCUGGUUUCAUUUCUUAUUAGACAUGGACAUUGUUAAGUUUCGUGAUGAGUAUCUGAGUAGAACUUGGAGAUUGAAGUUCAGUGUCAACAACGCGUCAAUGGUGGUGCAACUAUGUGUUCCCGAGUCAGCCACGUUUUUUGGGGGGCCUGCCUGAAUUCUUCUCUUUGCCUGUGCAUCAUCACAGGUGCAAGGUGGUCUUCCUUGACUUCCAUUCUUUUACCCGAUUCUCAUUUUGGGAGGGGGUGGGGGCCGGGGGUAAUUUUUACUAAUUUUCCUUUAUAUAUUGGGCUUAUCGAAACGGGUGGAGGAAUCUGGAUUGGAUUUGUUGAACUUCUGAAGUUUUAAAUCAUUCCUUUAAUGUCUGAAUGGGCCUGAAUCCAAAGCGGUUCCACUAAGCUUAUGUGGAAUUUUUUCAUAAGACCAUAACGACAUAAUCUGGCUGUUAUGUCAUCUCGAUGCAUUGAGGGUAAUCCUAAGAGGUGUGUAAGCGUUUGAGCACUUUAGUUAAACAAAUUGGAUUUCAUUUA